GCUAACCUACCUACAUCCACUGUCGCGGAGCCGUUUGUUUACCGAGCCGUAUGUAAGAGCCGUAGGAGCCCUCGGAAUUGCGAGCCAACCUCCAACUACUUACCAACAGUCAUGUACGGGAUAGCGAUUGCUUGUACUAAAACAGAUAUAUAAUUCACUUUCUCGUAUUCCAACGCUCUCCCAUCGUUGCAUCCCAUUUUCUGUUCACAUCAUUACAGUUCCAAGGUUAACAGUCAGUUACGAAAGAAACUCCUAUUUAAAAUUCCAAUAUUGGACAGCAUCAAAAUGUCUCUACGCGAACAAAUGAUCUCCACUGCAAGACAGUGGGUCAAAGCCCACAACGAAAAGGCAACGACUGGUGUGGAGGGCAUCAUCGUGCUCGCAGCUCCUGACUUUGUCGGCCGCUUGUUUCCGUCAUCACUCAACACGCCACCCCGAGGUCGUGAAGACUAUGCAAAAUUCCAGUUGACGUCUUCCAGCGCGUUUGAGACGUACCACGCUGAAGAGACCGACAUAGUAGUUGACGAGACUCAGCGCAAGGUCGUCUACUAUCUCACCGCCAGGGGAACGACAAAGAUUGCGGGGGAUUACGAGAAUGAAUAUGUUCACAAGUUGAUACUUACGGACGAUGGAAAGUUGGUGAGGCAAUUUGAUGCGUAUUUGGAUAGCCAGGUGAUGGUAGAAUUUAUGAACAAAAUACAGGCAGCAACAAGCGCAAAGGGGGAAGAGUAGAAAGGCGGAGUAGGGAGAAGAGAAGAGGGGAAGUAUAAAGGAUGCAUGUCCCACCGUACUUGGAGACAAGAUAGGCAUUGGUAACUACCUAGGGUACCUACCUAAGGUUAGGUAGUUAUCAAUGAUAGUUAGGUAAAAGAUAGGAGAGAAAACAAAUACCGAACAAAUUCCAGGUUAUUACCCCAAAUUUACGAGGGUUUAUCAGGGUUAUUAUGUCAUACCCAGGCUAUCAGCCAAUCAAAUCCAUCCAAAGUCUAAUCA
Hypoxylon fragiforme is the source of this 993-nucleotide messenger RNA. RefSeq lists its product as uncharacterized. The record is from RefSeq and is a predicted model, not a curated record. The transcript has a single exon. NCBI's taxonomy places the organism in Eukaryota, Fungi, Ascomycota, Sordariomycetes, Xylariales, Hypoxylaceae. The coding region runs from base 286 to 732 and encodes 148 amino acids.